This is a messenger RNA of Glossina fuscipes, 1993 nucleotides long. It is a transcript of the gene Hyccin, whose product is annotated as hyccin. The record is from RefSeq and is a predicted model, not a curated record. Gene Ontology annotation, biological process: phosphatidylinositol phosphate biosynthetic process; protein localization to plasma membrane. Lineage: Eukaryota; Metazoa; Arthropoda; Insecta; Diptera; Glossinidae. Bases 234 to 1940 code for a protein of 568 amino acids. The transcript is spliced from 2 exons. Gene Ontology annotation, cellular component: plasma membrane.
AACAACAAAAUUACGUCAAAUAAUAGUAAAUUUUUUUUUCUCCUCUCAUAAUAGUAAAAAAACUUUAUGUGAAAAGUAAUGUAAUAAGUGUUUGUGGAGAGAAUUAGGAUUUGAUCAUCAUUUUAUCAAAAAUUUUUGAAAGAAAUUUUCGAUAAUUAAUUGUUUUGAAAGAUAAGCACGCUACAAAAUAAUUAAUUGUGCGUUCGUUGGUGAGUGUUUGUUUUAGCUGAGUGAUGGCCGAAUCGAUUGUCCAAGACUGGUUAUCGGACUAUCAACGAGUACAGGCCCAACCAGAUGAGAUCGAAGCGUUCGCCAAUGAACAUGACACAGAUUCGGAGAUAGCUGAGGCUAUAUUCACAAUAUUCAGUGAACGUCAUAGACAUGAAUCGUUGGUUCAUGAUAUAUGCCAACAAUUGUUGACAUUUUAUCGUAGUUCGGAAAAGGCGUUGCAUAAGUUUCCUUUGCAAUUUAUACCUGUACUCAUUUACACGUACCUGCAUGCAGUCGCGAACGGUGAUAAAAAGGGUGUACGCAGCCUUGAAUCUUUGCUAAUUUGUAUAUACAAUGGAGAAGUGUCUACAGAAGAUGGCGGUCAGAAAAUUGUACAAUUUCGUAUGCCGAUUUUGGCACACGCUUCCGUUUAUCAUGAAGAGAAAAAUUUGCCAAUAACUGAUCUAAAGCGAUGGGAAGAAAAUUGUAAUCGAGAAGUUAAAUGGGGACCGCAUCCAAGUAUUGAAGCUAUAACAUCAUAUAAUCGGUUAAAAAUCAUGACUGCAUUGCUAUUUUGUUAUAAUCAGCAAGUAAGUCAAACACAAAAAUCGGCUUUAAUACAUUUGUGCCGCGUCACGUCACAGCUAGUUAACGAAGGUUUUGCUAGUAAAACUACAUAUGCUCAUCGAGUAUCGUACGGAUCGGAUCAAUCAUUAAUGUCUAAGACAAUGACUCCACGCAUUCCUUUAUCGUCUGCAUUCCUUGUCGAACUCGUGCAUGCUAUUUAUUUUGCCAUGUUUAAUGGUUUCGGUACGGUGGCUAUACAAACACUGGAAGAGAUUCACAAUCGCGCCUGCUUCGAAAUGUACACAGAGUUAAUAUUAAUAACGAGUGCGGUAAGGAAUUCACUCCAUGCUAACCCCUCAGGACAGCCUUCAGAUGGUCCCAUGGGAUUGAGUGUCGCCUUGACGCCAUCAACCAAUACUGUUACCACCGCUGUUUCUAAAUCUAUGAUAACUAAUGCAUCAUUCCGUACGAAAAAGCUGCCGGAUGAUAUACCCAUACAAGUGCAAGACCUUACAGUAUCGCAACCAUCUCACCAAUUGGCCAGCGUAACUGAAGAAACGGCUGAGCAAACUCAAAAAGAGAUUACACAGCAACCGUCACGAAAUUCGUUAAUUCGACCCAGCAUGGAAGGUAUUAAAGCUCAGGCUCAUAAAGCACUUAUAGCCGGUUUUAAAAAGUCAAAAGACAAAGAUAAGGAUAAAGAAGCUAACAAAUCAUCUCAACAAACUCCGGACAAUGUUGCAAUAAACAGCGUCACUAUCGAGCCACCGAAACCUCCGCAACGAAAAUUCGACAAGCAUACGCAACGUAACUCAUUAAUGCAAUUACAAAUGGAAUGUAAUGCUUCGUUGUCGGAAUAUGAGAAAAGUCCCGGACCCAAAGGGAAAAUGUAUGAAACUUUUGAUACUAUGGAAUUGCUGCCAAUGCAAACGCUGCAAAUGGCCAAUGAAAGUGGAAGUGGUAGUUUUAGUAUCGACAGUGAAAUGAACGGCGGUGGCACCGGCACGGGUCGUAUAGCUAGUAACAAUAACAGUACCGCUACAACUACGUCUUUGACCAGCAGUGACCUUUUAACAACAAAAAGUUUUGAAUCCAGUACGGAAUUGCCCCCAAUAAAUGCCGCUAUUGUAAAUGUAAAAACGAACGAUACUCUAGUGGAUUAAUGAGAGGUGAUGGUAACGAUUAACUUCCAGUGGCCUUGGCUACUUAUAUAAAA